AUGGCCACAACAUCACCACACUUUUUAAGACCAUCUCAUUUUGUUUAUAGAACUCCUCAAUCAGAAGGUCACUUUACAGAUCUGGCCACAGUUCAAAAGGUGAAGGUUAUACAAGCUGAUUUCACUAAAAAUUCAGUGCAUGAGAACAUUGAAAAAGAUCWGAAAGACUUAGAUAUUGGUGUUCUGGUUAACAAUGUUGGGAUUCUUCAUAAUACUCUUCCAUGCCAUUUCCUUAAUGGGCCAGACAUAGAAGAAGACCUUGACAACUACAACACUAUUUCUGUUACAAAGAUGACAAAAAUAAUUUUGAAGCAGAUGCAACCAGGGUAUUUUUUCUAUAAUUCUGAAUAGCUUUUGGUUUCUACCUCCAGUAUCUUUAAAGGUAGUUAUGCUUUUUCAUUAUUAAUUUCUGGACUUGAAAGUCUGUCAAUCAGUAAGAUUUCUUCUCCUGAURUUUGUGCUAUGUGAGUAUAUGUAUAGGGACUCUCACAAAUUGUCCAUCAAUUGAAGAGCGAGGCAGAAAACAAGAAAUAGAGAUCUGUGUCCAGUUAAAAACCCAUGGCAGAAAUAAAAUGGGAAGUGAUGGCCCCAAUCUGGCAAGAAACAGCAUUUUAAUGUAUUAUCCUAUUCUUCUAAGAGUGGUAGCUGAGCUUGAAAAAAUGCUUUUUAAGCUCUGGAAAUAACCAUAUUAUUAAUCAGAGACAUUACUUCACCUAUGCAGUUAAGGAUCUCUUCUGUUUUUAAUGCUAUGUUUGUAUUAGACAUUGGGUCCUUAAACUAGAAGUUAGGAUCUUCAAAUGGAUUUUCUAGAAAACAUUGUUAAAUAUUGCAUUUUAGARGCUGGUUUUUAUUUUGGCAACAAAAUUACCUCUUACUGUUUAAUUUUUGCUUUGU
Malurus melanocephalus (red-backed fairy wren) is the source of this 894-nucleotide messenger RNA. It is a transcript of the gene HSD17B3, whose product is annotated as hydroxysteroid 17-beta dehydrogenase 3. Gene Ontology annotation, cellular component: endoplasmic reticulum. Gene Ontology annotation, molecular function: oxidoreductase activity. The transcript has 5 exons. The record is from RefSeq and is a predicted model, not a curated record. Bases 1 to 351 code for a protein of 116 amino acids. Lineage: Eukaryota; Metazoa; Chordata; Aves; Passeriformes; Maluridae.